UGUGAAUAUUUUCAAACUUUUUUACGCAAUAAAAAUAUCUUAUUAAAAUAAAAAACUUUAUUUUAUAUAAAAUUAAUAUUUAAUUAAUUAUUAAAUAUAUCAGUAGCAUGAAAAUAAUUUAUUUUAGUGGUUCUCAAAUUGAUAAUAUAUUUAUUUAGUAAUUUGUAAAUUAUUAAGCCCGCAACUGCGGGCAAAACACCUAGUAUUUAUAUAUACACGUUAGUGGCAAAACACAGAGCGAAUCAGGUAUCAACUUGCCCUACUUAAAAUAAAACCGUACACAAUCACAAGGCAUUUCUCCUUUCAAUUCAAGAGCCAAGAUUAAUCAUUUUGUUUUCUUUUAAUCGAGUAAAGAGAUUGGACAUUAACAAUCAAGUUGCUUAAUUAUAAUAAGUAUAAAAGUUUGUAGAGUCCAAGACAUAAUCAUAGCUAUUCAACCUCCAUCAAUAGUUACCACCACCAUGAUUUUUAUAUAUGUAUAAAUAUAUGAGUGAUAUCUUGUGAAUAUAUAGGAGAUAUCAAAUCUAAUAUAUAAUAUGUGUAGUUGGACUAAUUACCACAAGGCUGGCUAAGAAACAUAAUGUAAAAAUGGUCAUGGUAAGAAAACAAUUCGAAGAUGGUGUGUCAAUAAGAGUUGCCAGCAAAAACCUUAGUUAACAAGCUUACUGAUUUUGUCUCAGACAAAACCUAAAAGCAAAAGUGGAAGUUGCGACAGAUAGAUUCCCUUUCACUGUGAGGUUGAGUAGUCUUUUCUUCUAUUUUUGUUUGUUGAAAAUCAAAUCUGAAGCGUAUAGUAUGAUGAAAACAAAGCAUAUGUUCAUGAUAUUGUCUUUUCAUUUGGAAAUUACCUCAAUUAGUGUCUUCAUGAUAAAGUAUAUGUUCAUGAAUCAUGAUAUAGUAUGUUCAUGACUCAUGUGACAUGUUUGUUGCUAAAAAAUUAUGCUAGAAAACUGUAUAAAAUACGAUUAUUUUAGGUAAAACAGUAGGAUAAAAAAGAUAACCAAUCUUUUUAUCGAAAACUUAUGUUUUGUAAAAAGUAAAAACAUGUCACUGUCUCAUAAUUGUUUUACUAUAGUGCAAAAACGAAACAGCAUUUUGGCCUGAAACUUACAAUAAUCUUGAACUGAUGGUUACUGUUAUAGCCUCAUGUUGUGUUAGAAGAAUGUUAUUUUUUUUCUAUAAGAAUUUUGUAACAGAAGUAGGAUCACCAUCCACAUUUUUUAAUUUUCUAUUUGGCUCAAACAAAAUUUUAUUGUACAAUUUUGUAAGCACAGAAAACACUGUAAAUUUUUGUAAUAAUUAGGUAAUAAGAUUGCAGUAAUUCACGUGAAUCCCCAAUAAUUUUCUCAUGCACAAAGUGGGGUCCUUAGUUUUUUUUUGUAUGUGUUCCUUUGCUACUUCUCGCCAGCACUUCUUCUUUUGUUCUCUUCGCUACCUCCAAACUUCCCAAGAAUCUCUCUAUUUAUUUCCCCUCUCUCUUCCCUCUCACCUCAUAUUUUCUCUCUGCCAAGAGAAUCCUUCUGAAGAAAAUGUCAAAGAAAGCAACUUUUCUGCCAAUGAAUCUUUCUCUUGCUCCUUUUCUUCUUGUUCUUCUUUACCAUCUUCUGUCGUGUGUUGCUGUUCAUGGCGUCCAAGAGAAGAAGAUUCUCAGUCUGCACAACAACAUUUGGUCUCCCAGGAAAUCAUAUGAAGCUCCAAGUUCAUGUUUCUCUCACAAUCUUGGAAAAGGGAGAGAAUCAUCCACUACACUAAAGAUGAAACAUAGAGAACUUUGCUCAGGAAAGACUAUAGAUUGGGGUAAGAAGCUGAGAAGAGCCUUAACUCUAGACAACCUAAGAGUCCAAUCACUUCAACUAAGAAUCAAAGCCAUGAGCUCAACCACCACAGAAUCCAUUUCAGAAGCUCAGAUUCCACUAACCUCAGGGAUGACACUCCAAACUCUAAAUUACAUUGUCACAGUUGAUUUAGGAGGGAGAAACAUGACUUUGAUCGUCGACACUGGAAGUGACUUGACAUGGGUCCAAUGCCAGCCUUGCAAGUCUUGUUACAACCAAGAAGGUCCUCUGUAUGACCCAUCAGUCUCAUCUUCUUACAAGACAGUAUUCUGCAACUCAUCAACUUGUCAGGAUCUUGUAGCAGCUACAGGCAAUUCAGGCCUCUGUGGAGGCGACAACGGUGUUGAUAAAACGACUUGUGACUACGUUGUCAGCUAUGGGGAUGGAUCAUACACUCGUGGAAACUUGGGAAGUGAAAGUAUCCAACUGGGCGACACGAAAGUCGAGAGCUUUGUCUUUGGUUGUGGCCGGAGCAACAAAGGUUUGUUUGGAGGAGCUUCUGGUCUAAUGGGUUUGGGAAGAAGCUCUGUUUCUUUAGUCUCACAAACCCUGAAAAACUUCAACGGUGUUUUCUCAUACUGUCUACCUUCUCUUGAGGAUGGAGCUUCAGGCUCACUAUCUUUCGGUGAGGACUCCUCUGUUUACAAGAACACAACUUCAGUUUCUUACACUCCUUUAGUACAAAACCCUCAGCUUAGUUCCUUCUACGUUCUGAACCUCACCGGUGCUAGCAUUGGUGGCGUGGAUCUUGAAUCUUCGAGCUUUGGUGGAGGGAUUCUAAUCGAUUCAGGAACGGUCAUCACGAGACUGCCACCUUCCAUUUACAAAGCUGUGAAGACAGAGUUUCUGAAACAGUUCUCUGGGUUUCCUUCAGCUCCAAGUUAUUCAAUCUUGGACACUUGUUUUAACCUCACAAGUUAUGAAGACGUAAGCAUACCAACUAUCAAAAUGAUUUUCCAAGGUAACGCUGAGCUUGAGGUGGAUGUCACUGGUGUGUUCUACUUUGUCAAGCCAGAUGCAUCUCUAGUCUGCUUGGCCUUGGCAAGUCUUUCAUAUGAAAACGAUGUUGGUAUCCUUGGAAACUAUCAACAGAAAAACCAGAGAGUGAUAUAUGAUACCAAACAAGAGAAGCUUGGGAUAGCAGGAGAAAACUGCAGUUUCUGAUGACUACCUAAUGACUUGUGUAAUAAGCUUUGUGUGUUCCCCUCCCCUCCCCCUCAUAUCAUGAAAGCCAAUUAUCUCUUUUGGCCAAGUAUUUGAAACAAACAAUUAUAAAAUAGAAAAAUAAUCAAAAUAAAGAAAGAUCAUUUUAUA
This is a messenger RNA of Raphanus sativus (radish), 3149 nucleotides long. Its product is annotated as aspartyl protease family protein At5g10770. The record is from RefSeq and is a predicted model, not a curated record. Lineage: Eukaryota; Viridiplantae; Streptophyta; Magnoliopsida; Brassicales; Brassicaceae. Gene Ontology annotation, molecular function: aspartic-type endopeptidase activity. The transcript has 2 exons. Bases 1530 to 2999 code for a protein of 489 amino acids. Gene Ontology annotation, biological process: proteolysis.